AUGAAGUUCGGCAAGACCCUUUUCAGAAAUCAGAUCCCUGAAUGGACACGCCACUAUGUCUCAUACAAGGGCCUCAAGAAGGAGAUCAAGAAUGGUCAAGAAGCCAUCGCCAAUGGCGAAUCCACCAUCGACGACGUUCUUUUAGCGUUUAUUUUCCAUCUGGACAGAGAGGUAGAAAAGGUCAACAACUUUUUCCUCUACAAGCGAUCAGAGUUGGAGCGCAGACUCCGCAUCCUGUCCGAAAAGUCAAGGCGCAUCAACCCAACUUCAACCCUCUCUGGAUCCGCCCUUUCCUCAACCCCAGCAUCAGGAACUCCUCAAAUCGUUGUCAAUGGAGCUGCUGUUGCUAAGACGCGCUUCGACCUGUCGAUUGUAACUUCGCCUAAUGGAUCGGCGUCGGCGUCGGCUGGUCCUUCUGUUGUGCCACUAUCGCCCUUUGUCAGCGAUCCAGAAGCCGAUGCAGAGUGUCUCCAAGCCUUGAUAGAAACCAAGGAGAAACUUCAAAAGCUCUCUUGGUUUGCAGAAAUGAACAGGCGUGCAGUCCAGAAGAUCCUCAAAAAGUUCGACAAGCGUGCGUCAACAAUCUGCAAGGAUGACUACUUGGCAACAAAAGUCAACGCCCUCCCCUUCGUCUUGGACGGUCAGCUUCUGGAGAUGACUAUUGCGACCGAUGUUCUUAUUCGGGAGAUCCGCGCCGUCGUUACGGAUGUGCCCCCACCUCAACUCGGCUUGGCAUCCCAGCGUGGAAGCGCAGAGUCUCGUUUCGGAUUGAGUGACGAGCAGGUUGCAGAAGCUACCAAGGCAAUCGAGAGCGAUGAUGCUGCUACUUUGAGGAGAAUCAUUGACGAGAAGCUCAAGGAGUCUCCCCAGAUGAAGGACGUCCUCUUUUCUGCAACCAAGUCUGGUCGUCCUGGCCAAUUCUCGAGAUCGCUGUUUAAGAGGGCGUGUCAGGUGCAUGCAUACAAGUGCAUCUCUCUCAUCAUGUCGCUCGGAGCUGGAGCCCUCAUGGUCAACGUCAACGAGCAAACUGUCCUCCACAAGUUGUCGAUCGACGGUGGAGCAUUUGCUCAAACGCAUGAUUCAGUAUCCGGACCGGCAGGAACUGUUACCGAUCAUCAGCCUGCGCCCAAGGAUGACCCUACAUUGAUCACCUUUAUCUUGCAACAACUCUCUUCCAACACUCAGCUGGAGGCAGUGUGCAACCUCAACUCGACUGCCGAUAUCUUUGGUCGCCGCCCACUCCACUAUGCUGCCAUGCACGGAUACCCCAACAUCACCAGGGCGCUCCUCAAGGACUUGAAGACGUCGGGGGAAUUCGUCGACUUUUCUAGCCACUAUUGGUUCGACACUGAUGGAUUCACUCCUCUCAUCUACGCCGUCUCCCGCGGCCAUGCCGAUGUCAUGAAGGUCUUGAUCGAGGAAGGCGAUAUCAAGGACGUUGACGCAAUUGCUAACUUAUAUGCGACGACGCCUUCGAUCUCAAAGAUUAUGCCUUCGACUACUAUGACCGUCUUGAACCCAUUGGUCGGAUCAGAAAUCAACCUUCACGCUGCAUACACUUAUACUCCAUUGUCAAUCGCAUGCCGUUUGGGACAUGUGGAAGCUGUGAGGCUCUUGAUUCAAUAUGGCGCCAACUUGGAUGCUCAGGACGAGGACGGAGAAUCUUGCUUGAUCAUUGCAUCAAAGAAUGGACAUGUUGAGUGUGUCAAGCUGUUGAUCGCAGGUGCCAAGAAGAGCGCCAACCUGGAACUCCGCGAGCGCUUUUACGGCUGGACCGCAUUGCAUCUCGCAGCCAUUGAGAACCACCCCGAGGUCAUCAAGGUUUUGCUGGAAGCUGGCGCUAACCCUGAUGUUUUCGACUUUUCGUCUUGGACCCCUCACGAGCAUGCAGUUUUCUCUGCCAAUAAUAUCUGUGCGGCCCUUCUCCGCCCUGUCACAAAGAAUCUGGACGAACGGCAGCGCCUACAAAAGUUGGCUGCUAAUGGCGAGCUUGGAUUAGCCAGCCCUCCCAAGUCCAACGCCACUAUUGCCACUUCAAUGACGCGCAACCUCUCCUCAGGAUCUACAGGAACUCCAGUCCGAUCGCAGUCCCCUGAUAUCCCCAGGCUCGAUUCUCCCCCAGCUUCAGGAGGAAGGAACAAUGUUAAGGCUUCUAAGACUGUGCAUCGCGCCUAUGGUCACAAGUACUUGGAAGACGAGUCCUUGAUUGUUGUCACUCUGGGGUCGAACGACAUCCGCAGCACUGUCGAACCAGUCGAGCUCCUCCAUCAGGGCAACAACACUUCGUUCUUGACCGAGAGCACAGCAUUUUCGCUCGAAAUUACAUCAGAGAACGCGACUGCGGGUGAAAAGGUUAUCAUCGAUCUGCCUCUCAAGGACUCGAGCUACCAUGACAAGAUUGUCUUUUACUCUCGCAACCCUGAGGAAACCAUCUUGACAUUUUCGGUCUAUCCUACGUUCGGUAACCUGAGCGACAAGUUGGUCGGACGCGGAACGGCCAUGUUGUCAAGUUUGGACGAUCUGCGCAAAGAUGUCAAGAAACAGCAUCCUUCUAUGACACCCUUGCAAGGAAUGAACAUGACGGUCCCUAUCUUCGGGGUCGACAGCAUGAAGAUCAUUGGACGAGUCCGCGUUGAGUUCACUGUCGUUCGCCCCUUCAAGCACGAGAACCUUAAGGUCGGAAGCAAGCAUACUUACUGGAAGAGUCUCACCACUACCGUUAUUGGUCACAGAGGUCUUGGCAUGAACCGAAAGGUCCCCAACCUGCAGCUGGGUGAGAACACACUGCUCUCAUUUGUCACAGCUGCUUCCCUUGGUGCCGAAUAUGUCGAGUUUGAUGUGCAAAUGACCAAGGAUAUGGUCCCUGUUCUGUACCACGACUGGACUGUGACAGAGACAGGCUUGGAUAUCCCUGUCAGCUCAAUCACACUGGAGCAGUUCCAAAAGUUGUCGGGAUCCAAGUCUCGCAACACACCGCCUGGUUCGCCCAGACCAGACUCGCCACCAAUGGUGAUCACACCCGCUCCUGUUUCUACGUUGGCAAAGCCUGGACUUACUAGGACAAUAUCGAACCACAAUGGCUCAGAGAGUCCAAGUAAGGAUGUGCAGACGCGUCUGGUCCGCUCCAACAGUUUGGGCGCCAUUGCCAGGAUGAAGGCUUUGACCCCUGCCUCCGAGCCUGCUAACUCUGCUGCUAAGAUGAAGGGCAAUGGUCUUGGAACCAUCCAAGCACCCUUUGCUACUCUUAAGGAUACCUUUGAGACGGUGCCUUCGCAUAUUGGAUUCAAUAUUGAGGUCAAAUACCCCAUGCUAGAUGAAGCUGAGGAUGCCAACAUCCCAUUAUAUUCGUUCGAGUUGAACCGGUUCGUGGACAGGAUCUUGCAGGAGGUGUACGACCACGACCAGACCCGCCCUGACCGCAACAUCAUCUUCUCGUCAUUCCAUCCAGACAUCUGUCUGUUGCUCAACAUGAAGCAGCCCAACUACCCCGUCUUCUUCCUGACGGACGGCGGUACCUCUGUGAUGGCGGAUCGUCGCUGCAACUCUAUCCAGAGCGCUGUCAGGUUCGCGACGUCGAUUGAUCUGCUGGGUAUUGUCACGGCUUCGCAGCCGAUUAUUGAGGCGCCUAACCUGGUCAAAGGGAUCAAAGAGACGGGCCUGUUGGUGUUCACGUAUGGCGCGGACAAUAACGAUGUCGAGAAUGCUAAACUGCAGAGGAGGCAUGGCGUUGAUGCAGUUAUCGUCGACUGUGUCUUGGCUGUCCGCAAGGGUCUUCAGCAAGCAGAUUAG
Messenger RNA from Linnemannia hyalina, 3789 nucleotides. Lineage: Eukaryota; Fungi; Mortierellomycota; Mortierellomycetes; Mortierellales; Mortierellaceae. The record is from the annotation of a GenBank genome assembly.